Cyphellophora attinorum is the source of this 4278-nucleotide messenger RNA. RefSeq names its product F-box/WD repeat-containing protein pof10. Gene Ontology annotation, cellular component: cytosol; proteasome regulatory particle, base subcomplex; nucleus. Gene Ontology annotation, molecular function: polyubiquitin modification-dependent protein binding. The coding region runs from base 1 to 4278 and encodes 1425 amino acids. NCBI's taxonomy places the organism in Eukaryota, Fungi, Ascomycota, Eurotiomycetes, Chaetothyriales, Cyphellophoraceae. The transcript is spliced from 3 exons. The record is from RefSeq and is a predicted model, not a curated record. Gene Ontology annotation, biological process: proteasome-mediated ubiquitin-dependent protein catabolic process.
AUGCCAGCGGCCGCCUCAACGACUGGCUCGAGGUCAUUCCGUCCAGAGGAUCUGUUCGACGACCAGCAGCUGCUUGAUCAAGCACGAAGUCAUCUACUGCGCAAUGAUCUACGGUCUGCAAUCAUCACAGCAUUCAGACUUCCAGAAGCAGACGAGUACGUCUACCAUGCCACCGCAGCGGUAACACUUGCUCAAGCCCAGUCCGCGAUCAACGCUGGUCCGUCUCACGGUCUGCACGACUGGUAUCUCGACGCUUCGUCUCAGCCGCUGGGGCAUCCUUCUCCAGCGGAUAUCUCAGCCUACAUAUCCCUCUUUGAUCCUUCAAAGGCGGCGGCCAACUCUCUCAAAGGACUCGUCAGCAAUGCAAAGAAGGGUUCUCUUCGAGCAGCUGCAGCCCAGCAUCUGCAGUCUAAGCGCUUCGUACACCCAUCUAUCCCAGCACCACAAAAAUUGAAGACGGCCCACGCAAAUCCGUACAUUGAUUUCCUGUCCUACACUAAUACGACGCUGGAGUCUUGUGGCCCUACUGCUACGUCAGAUCUGGUCAAAAACUCGCAUCAUGUUCUACCGAUUCUUAUGCACCAUUUUUCGUGUGUGUGCCCGACAUAUGAAGCACUGGCUCUGAUUUCACAUUUCGCCAAGCCAAAGUCGAGGGGUCAACCUUCGCGGACUAUAUUGGAUGUGGGGUCUGGCAACGGCUACUGGACGCUUCUCCUUCGUCGCACCCCUUUCGCCAACACUGUCAUCCCCAUUGACAACCUGCAGUCAAAGUGGAGGACGUUGUGGGUGUCCGAUACGGUUCUCACUGAUGCGGUACAGUUUCUCCAGAAAAGGCCGGUGGAUGUGCAGAAAGACGAUGUGCUACUGCUGGUGUAUCCGAUCACAGCGAAUGCCUUUACAGAGAACGUGAUCAGGGAGUUCAAAGGAGAUGUCAUUUGCAUAGUAGGCGACAGAGAGCCACAACAUCCGGUCGCGCCGGAUACCAGCGACACGGUGUCGAUCUCGUCAAGGAGCACGACAACAUCCCGUGGACGUGUCCGCCUUACCCGACGAUUGAGCGAGCGGACCGAAAGCUCGAAUGCGAGCUCUUCUCCCGGCAGUCGAAUUGACGAAUAUGAACGCAAGCAUGCAAGACGCAGCAAGAAAAAGGAUGGGCUUGUUUUCCAGGUUGUGCCAGUGAAGAGCAAUAGCGACGGAGGUGUUGCUAUCGAAGAAUUUCCGAAUGAGGUCCUGACGCACAUUCUCUCCCAUCUGCCACCUGAGACUCUCUCCUCAAUGAGCCUGGUCUCUCGUCGCUUCCAUAAGCUUGUCACUACUCCACCAGCAUGGAGGAUUGCGUUCGCUCGCUACUUUCCUGGGGCCGAGUCCAUGCAGUCACCUGGUCCGUCGAUCGCAGACACGGAGAAGUCUCAACGUCGUUCCUUUACCCGUCUCAGUGCCCUGGCUUCUUGGCGGAGCGAGUACAUUUUGAGAACUCGCCUGAUGCGCUCUUUGGGACGCGGUCGACCCGGUCUUCAAGCUGUGUCCAAGUCAAGCAUGCCGAGAUCCUCAGGCAACGCAGGUGUUGCGGCUGCUGUUGUCACGUACCAGUCCGGACUGAUGUUUCCAAUCAGUCACAUGCAUGCCACAUUUGGGACAGGACUGAACAAGCGCCAGCCUCUGUUCGUGCAUGGUGCUGCUGAGCAAGGUUUGGUGUCCAGCAGCGAUCCAGCAACUGGCAAAGUUGGCUCCUGGGGUCUUGCUGACUACCAAGCUUUUCACCACUUCAGUGAUCUCUAUGCUGGCGAGACUGAGUACGGAUUGGGGCAGGGCGACGUAGUCGGAAUGCCCAAUGUGCUUGACGUAAGUCAGCCAUACGGACGGAUCUACGGCGAGGCUUGUCCUGGAGGUCGUAUCUUCUACACGGCAUCAGGCGAGCAGCGAGGUCGCUUCCUGCCCAUCUCUUCGACAGCUGAUCGCGCCCGUGGCAUUCCCGAACUCACCAUGAUUGGGACUGCUGUAACCUCGGUGUGGAUGGCCAAGUCUGAAGCUGUUCUGAGGGUGACAGACGGCAUCUUUGGUUUGCUUGCUGGCUUCUCCAAUGGCGUGCUCGCAGCACAUGCUCUAGGCAACAAUCCUGCCUACGACAAUCGCUUUGAGAAGGGAGAGCCCGCCGCCAAAUGGGUACUCUGUCCUGGUGUACCCAUUAUUGCGAUUGCCGUCGAUGAGCAUGUCUCACGACGCAAGGUUGACGCUGGCCGUGUCUGGGCAGUUGUGCUCAACGCGCUAGGCGAGGUUUUCUGCCUUCUUGAAACACCAAUUCGUCCUACUGUACCGAAAGGUAAAGUGAGCGCGGAGGACCUGGAUCGACUAGCUUGGCGAUCAGGUCGCUCGGUAGAAUGGAAGCUCAUCGAAGCCACUCGGCGAGAAGCUCACGCGGAUCCGUUCAGCACUGCCAUCGUGGAUGGAAGUUAUUCCCCACGGACUUCGAGCGACGAAGCAGCACUUGACGAAGCUCAGAUCACAGCUGAGACUUACGAGGUUGAGCGGUUCAUUCAGUACAAGCCAAAGCAUUUCAGAACUGUAUGCGAUGGCUGGGAUAUGCGCCGCAAGAUGCUCGUGGACUUCGCUGGCGAGGGCGAGUCAAUCGUGAUCAUUAGGAGAGGUCUGGACGACGACCAGCCUGCCACCAUCAAGCGCUUGACGCAGUGCAGGAAGCGUCGCUCCGUCGAUCAUGACCUUGACGCGUGGCCAACCAUUCAGCAGACCACUGCCCAUCGCUCCAUCUUCGGUGGCUCAUCUCAGCCUGGCUCUCCUUCAUUGCAAAGUGUUCCACGCUCACGCACGUCUAGUGCUGACGAUAUCGCCAUGAAGUACGAGACAGAAUGGCGAACAUCAAACUUCAGCUUUGGCGAUUUGCGUUCACUCCAAAUCACCACUGAGGCUAUCGACGACUCUGACUUUGCAAGGCUGGCACCAUUGGAAGAUCCGUUACUCGGCAUGUCAGCUGGCUCAAAUGCUUCUUCCCCUCUUUCUUCCCCUUUUGGUCAUCAGGCUCAGUCAUAUGCUUCUUCCGCCGACAUUCCUGGCCACCGGGCUCGCCUCAUGGCCAUCGGAACAAAGACCGGCAUUGUCCUCCUGUGGGACAUUCGUGCAUCAGUCUCAUUAGCAGUGGACGUGAUUAACACCGUGCAGCCGGUCCGAGUCAUUUACGCGAAGUCUCCCGAGAUUUCGUCCUUGGCUCUCACCUCCUUGUACGUCGUGCACGGGGGCAAUGAUGGACUUGUGCAAGCCUGGGACCCGCUGGCAUCAACUCUGGAACCCAUCCGGACACUCAACUCACGCUUCUCCGACCGCGCGAGACGCCGCAUUGCUCAGGCUGAUGCUUCUGCGCAAGGCGUCGGCCACAACUACUUCGCUGCUGCCAGCAUCGUUCUCGACCCAGACCCAACCGUUCUCCGCGGCAUGGUGUCGCUCGGCACUCAUCUGCGCUACUGGUCCUACAGCUCCACUGCCGCAGACGCCUACAAGUCGCGCAAACGUGGCCAGCUUCGACACCGCGCUAGCAACGCCGGUGCAGAGCACAAGGUCACAGCCACCGGUCGUGGCGUGUUGAAGGACUACAUUGCCAAUGAGCAGAACGAGAUGGAGCGGGAGAAGCGCGAGCGGAAUAAGGAGAACGAGCGGCUAAGUGAGCGGUACGGCACGAAUCUGUUGGGCGAGGGCGCGAGUGAGGAGGAGAUGCUGGCCUACGCAGCCAUACUUAGCGAGGAAAGCAUGCACUCCGAUGCGGCAAGGCGUGCGAGUCAAGACAGUAGUGCUGUUGCGACACCGAGCAGAGACCAUCGUGCUGCUCGUCCGUCGAAGUCGAGCUCCAGUGCGGCCGAUCAGGGCGUGGAUGCGGACAUGGAAGAAGCGAUCCGUCUCAGCUUGCUCGAGAGCGAAGCACGGCCUACCUCGUCAGCAUCCUGGCUCGACACGGAUGAAACGGAUUAUACCUUCAAUGUCCCAAUUCGCUACGCCAAGAGCAAGCGUGCUGGUACUGGCUCGCCGUGGAGCAAAGUAGCUCCUGGGUCUUCCGCUGCUGCCGCCAGAGGGAGUCUCCAGGUCCCGCACUCGCCGUCUCAACAGCAGCAGGAUGAUGACCUGGAGUUUGCCCUGCAGCUGAGUUUGGCGGAGGAGGCGAGCAAGCAGCAGCAGCAGCAAGUGGCGGGAGCUGGCGAAGCGGAAGAGUAUCCGGUUUUGAGUAGUGGCAGCGAGGCGGGAAAGAAGGGAAAGGGCAAGGGCAGGAAGCGCUGA